Molecule: messenger RNA, 5462 nt
Organism: Elgaria multicarinata webbii
Lineage: Eukaryota; Metazoa; Chordata; Lepidosauria; Squamata; Anguidae
Gene: TJAP1
Product: tight junction associated protein 1
Exons: 10
Coding region: 421-2316 (631 amino acids)
Biological process (GO): Golgi organization
Cellular component (GO): trans-Golgi network
Source: RefSeq, a predicted model, not a curated record
ACGCUUUCCAAGUGGCGCCGUCAGGGCCGGGCGGUGGGGUGGAAGUCCGCCCGCCCGUCCGGCUCAGCCGAGUGAGCAGAAGGCCUCCCCCGCCUCCCACCCCAUGCAUAACAACAAUAAUAAACGCUCCACAGUUUGAAGGACUGCGGGGGCUUCUUCCGCGUCGCUCCUCCGAGCAAACUGCAGCUUCCUCCCGGCGGCGAUCCUUCGCUUCAGAGCCCAAUCCUGUGGAGGUUUCAGGUGUCGUUGGCCAGAUGCUGUUGGAUGCGGUCAGGAAACCGCAGACUCAGAGUCAGGAGGACAAACAUGUUUGGACAGGACAUCACUUUGGGUCUGUCGUUGGACUGGGUGCCUUCUCCGUGAGGCUUCAAAUCAGAACCCAGGCUGGUGACCUGUUGUGAAAGUCAAGCGAGAGGGACGAUGACGAGCACAGUACCUUCCAAGAAGCCUUACCGCAAGGCUCCUCCACAGCACCGCGAGAUUCACCAUGAGCUGCCCACCCUGCGCGAUGACCAAGAUGGUGUGAUUUUGGCGGAGCAGAGUCAGGAGCCCUUGACCGAUGCAGAAAGGAUGAAAUUGUUGCAGCAUGAGAAUGAGGAGCUGCGCCGGCGCCUGGCCUAUGUCACCAACAAAAUGGAGGCAAUGGAGAGGGAGUUGGAGUCUGGUCAAGACUAUCUGGAGAUGGAGUUGGGCCAGAAUCGUGAAGAACUAGAAAAAUUUAAGGACAAAUUCCGUAGGUUGCAGAACAGUUACACAGCUUCACAGAGGACCAAUCAGGAUUUGGAGGAGAAGCUGCACGCCUUGAUUAAAAAGGCUGAGAUGGAUCGGAAAACCCUUGAUUGGGAGAUUGUGGAGCUCACUAAUAAGCUUCUUGAUGCCAAAACAACCAUCAAUAAACUGGAAGAGCUUAAUGAACGGUAUCGGCAGGACUGUAACCUGGCAGUGCAGCUCCUAAAGUGCAACAAAUCUCACUUUCGGAACCACAAGUUUGCUGAUCUUCCCUAUGAACUACAAGACAUGGUCAACAAGCACUUGCAUAGCACUCAGGAGUCCUCAGGCCCUGGGCAGGAGGCCCCUCACACCUUAGCCCCAUCUGAUGUUGUGCCCACCUCAGUCAUUGCUAGAGUCUUGGAGAAGCCAGAGUCGCUGGUGCUGAACUCGGCCAAGUCCAGCAGUGGCAGCUGCUCCAUGGCCGAGGAUGUCUUUGUGCAUGUAGACAUGAGUGGAACGUUGCCCGAUGCUUGUCCAAGCCCAGGACAGCCUGGAAAUGAGGUAACGGAGGGAGCGAGACAGCAAAAUGGGAGCUGCAAGCCACAGAGCUGCUUGGAGAGCCUACCUGGCGAGGUGCCCGCUUUUGAGAAACUGAAUCCAUAUCCCACCCCACCCCCUCCCCACCCCAUGUACCCGGGGCGCAAGGUGAUUGAGUUCUCUGAGGACAAGGUGAGGAUCCCAAAGAACAGCCCCCUGCCAAAUUGUACUUACGCCACCCGCCAGGCGAUCUCCUUGAGUCUGGUUCAGGGGGAGGAUGAAAGCGGUGACCGUCAGCGCACCCUCCCCAGCAGCCCUGCCUCGGAAAGCCAACGCUCUGCCUCCAGCUGCUCUUAUCAGCCAUCGCCCAAGGUGAGUCGAGCUCACGGCUCCUCACAGAGCAGCCCCUUCAGCAGCCCACCCCAGGUUCCCAGCACUUUUGCGAGUUCAGCCAGCUCGGAGGAGGAUUUGUUGGCUAACUGGCAGCGGAUGUUUGUGGAAAAGGCUCCCCCCACCACAGAGCGAGUGCUGGUGAACCGUACGUCGUUUAGCCGUGACUCGGCCCAGGAGCUCCAGAAACGUUUCAGCCGCUCCAUGCAGGAACUGGGCCGGGCAGCCUCUGCCUACUCAGAUGGCGAGGAGUCAGUGCAGAGCUGCAGCUGGACCGUGAGUCGAGACUCCAGCGUGGACACGGACAGCACAGAAUCCCGGGCCCGCCGGAGCCACUUCUCCCCCGACUACGGGAUGGACUUCUCCCAGGAUGAAGCCCGCAAAUUGCUGCAAGGGGGUGGCAGUGAGGGCACGGCAGAACCUGCCACUUCUUCACCAGAGAAGCACAAAGACUACGUGGACCUAGACUCGCCUGGGAGCCCAGCUGAGGAGCAGGAAAUGCUAUUACAGGGAAAUAAGGAGAACAGCCAAGAGGGCGUUUCGGAGCCGAGCAGGGAGUGCAAGAGCAAGCCUCCUUCGGGCCGCCCACAUCGCAGCCCCAAGAGAAUGGGGGUUCACCAUCUCCAUCGGAAAGACAGCCUGACGCAGGCCCAGGAGCAAGGCAAUUUGCUCAAUUGAGGGUAGGGAGGAAGAUGUAGGCCUGGGCUGCCCGGGUGCAGUGAGGCGACCACUUUCCAAGGGCUGCACCUCUAGUCCUGAGGUUCAAAGGAUGGCCAUUGUGGCACUCCUUGCCAGGAAUUCCAGGCCAUUUUUAUAUAUUUAUUGCAUUUUUAAUACAAGUAAAGAGAGAGGAGACAGCUCUUCUGCAGCACCAGAACAAAACACUUGGGUAUACACCGGCAUGCCACUUCUGUGCUAGGGUGCACAUCUCAGUUCGCACUCAUUCCCAUUCUUUCAAAGCUCAGUUCUGCCUUCAUCCUCCUAUUCCUGCUAAUACCAUCGUUACCCCUGGAACACCUCAAGUCUGUAUUCCUACCUUUUCAGCUUGUGCCAAAAAAUAGGAAUACCCUGUCCCUAUUCCUCCCCCCCCACCCCAUCUUCCAUGAACCCACCAUGUGAAGGCUGUGAAGGUGUGAAAGCUUCCGUGGGUGGGCAUCCCCAGCUGUGUGAGCUCUGUUGCGUUUAUUUUGCUGGAUUUCUUUUUGUUUCUCCCAGUUACUUUGGAUAUGUAUAGCUGUGAACAGGGUGGACGAUGCUCUGAGGUCACCUCUACAGUUUUCUCGUCUCCUGAGUCAUGAGCCAAGGAUAGUACUUGUUGGCGAAAGGGUGUCUGGUUGCUCCAAGACGCGGAGACCCUAGUGUUCCUUCUGCCAGACUGGGCCUGAGAGCUUCCCUGUUGCAGUCACCCAGCAAAAUUGAGCUGGACUAUUUUCCACAGUGGGCUGGGUUGUGUGUGCGCCUGUCUCUGCAACUGUCAUGUCAGCUCCCACCUGGAUAGUCUGUGUCACGUUUGGGUGAUGUUAGACUAUGUAUGCGUUUCUACUUUAUAGGUUUUGGCUUUUAAGAUGUGGUAGUUUCCCCUUUUGUAAUUGAGCAAAGAAUCUGCAGUGGGGUGAGAGAGAACCUGCUCUGAAAUUAGUGACUCAUCUCAUUCCUCAUCUUUGGUGUUACCAAGGGUGCUUCCAGGCAGAGGGCUCCUGGUGCUACCAGUCGGAAGGCAUUGUGCAGCUAUUCCGUCUUUUCCCCCCUUUACGGAUUUUCUGCAGUAAGAAAAAAGAAGAAGUGGUGGGAAAACACGGGAGGGUUAUGCGUGGAAGACGUCGUCUGGACCCCCAUAAAAGUCCAUGAAUAUGGCUGGGCGAUGGCUGGAUAAAUGCCUCAUCUAGAAGCACGGUCCGUGUCCCGUCCGUAGAGUUUCUUCACAAACUGAGGAAGAGGUUCUUAUUGGUAAAGUCGCAGCAGUGGCGCCAGCUUGCCUCUGAUGGCUGUCCUUGGCGCAAAGGAAGGCGCAUGUUCUUGUUUGCCCCCUUGGAGAUGGCUGAUGAUGGGCAUUCCCCACGUGGGUUGGGGUCCAAAUUGACACUAGUGCCUUUCCAAGGUCUGAUUAUCCGAGGUCUGAGAUUCCCCCUACCCUUCUCGGUUUGUCUUUUGCGUGUUCAGUGUUGUUUUGUUUUUCCUUUGCAGUAUGUUUCUGUGUUUUGUGUGCAUGUACACGCAACUGGGGAGGGGGGGGGAAGGUUCACAGUGUUAGGAAUUUUUCACUGAAAGUUUGAGCUCCCACAUUUUAAUUUCAUAGCCUGCCCUAGUCUGUGGGUGCAACCAAGGCAGUGACUAGGCUGCUGGGCAGAAUUGCCUUGUCCGGCACCUUUUGUUUGAGUGAGAUCUGUAUGAUCUUCCACUACAGAAUAACCUAAAGCCUUCCUCCUCUGCACUGGGAGACCUCUCCCUUAUAAACACCAGCAAAGCAGCCAAAAGCUGCCAAGAAAACCCCAGUCAUAACCCUACAGGACCAACAACUUUUCCUAAACUUUUCAGUAUCCAUUGGAUGGCUGCCAUAGCUGCCUGCAUUGUAUUGGCCUGCCUGCUUGUAGGCUACAGGGUUUGUGCUGGCCUCUGCUCUCUCUCUCUCUCUCCAGAUCUAGCCAGGAUCUGCUGUGUGUUAGGCUUGGCCAGUCCUGCCAUAGCUGACUCUGGAUGUGCUCUUGUUUAAAUUCUUGUUUAUUGGCCAGUCCUUUUAUUAAGCUGCUAACUACUGCAUCCGAGCGUUGGAGUGGGGCUCAGCAUUUUUAGUUUAGCUAUGCUAAUAAAAUGGUGCUAAAGAUGGACACCUUUCUUUUAGCCUACAUGACACUUACCCCUUAAUGGUCCAGCUUCUACAGCUGGCAAUUGCUUGCUCUGCUCACCCACUCUCUUGCUGCAGCCGUUGAUUUCUUGGAACGUCCUCUGCUCUACAGAGGGCGGAAUAUGUUUUUCUGUUCCAGCUGUGCAGUGUUCUCUCUUCCUUGAUAAAGGGUGCUGGAUAUAGGAAGGCUAUAGGGCUGCUUGGCAGAAUCAUAGAAUAGUAGAGUUCGAAGGGACCUAUAAGGCCAUCGAGUCCCACCCCCUGCUCAAUGCAGGAAUCCACCCUAAAGCACACCUGACAGAUAGUUGUCCGGCUGCCCCUUGAAUGUUGUCAGUAUUGGACAGAAACGGUGCUGAUUGAAAUAAAACCUGUCCUGUAGAAUCUGGGCCCUUCUCAUGACCAUUUGGGGGGGGGGGCUUAAAUGGAACUGAUUUUAGCACAUCUUACCAAGGCGAGAACUCCGAUCAGAGCCCAGUUCUCCUUUCUGUGGCUGACUGCACAACGGCACUUCAGCCAAUCUGAAACUGACACAGUUGUAGCCACCAGGCUGACAAUGAGAACCAGGUACUACAGUGUUGAUUGACACUAAUCUCCCGUCUGCCUUUAAUCUCGUUGGGCUAAAGGUGGGGAGGGAAGGAAGGGGACCAUUCUUGAAUGCAAUUGAGCAGUGCCACUUAUUUCCCAUGGGAGUAGCUCGCAGCGAAUCCUGCAAGAGAAUUGCGGAGGAGGGGUGGUGGUGUUAGCUCAGGAGCAGCCUUCCUCCCGGACUUCCUCUUGUGCGGUCCUGCACCUUAAGCCCUUUGUAUCUUGCUCAUCUCUGGCAGUAUUAAUUCUAUUGGGGAGCUUGAGUUGCCUUCUUUCGCUGACCCACAUUUUACAGUGUCCCAACUCAAGACUGUUAAUCUGCGACUAAUGUGUUUUUCUGAGAUUUUCAAACUGAUGAUGUAUAUUUUAAAGCCAGAAAUAAACUAUUUUAAAAGUA